AUCAGCUCAUUGCCCAGAGCAGUUUCGGCCACUCAUCCGUCCACGUCAGCGACCCGGCAGAUACAGCCAGAGCUGACAGCCCAGCAACCCGUAGUGCUUCGUUAGCCGUGCGACCCAUAGUAGUGUUAGCUAGCUGUGCGACCAACCCAGUCGUUUGGCUUUAGGACCCGUUGACUCAUCGCUGCUCAGAGCCUACUAUCUGAGCGCAGCUUCCUCGGGAAGUGUCCGAAAUCCAUCUUUUGAUGGACCUGACCUCACCAGUCCUCAGUUCGAGCGUUUGCUGGCAUCCGUACCGACCUACGGAUGUGCAGCGUUCUACUAGACAAAGGAUCACUGUAUACUCAGUACAGUGGAAGAGCGGGCUCUGAAUUGCUUAUUUGUAGGAUAUAAUUGCUUGAAGCACUGUUCACUGGUCGUGAAUUUUCCUGACCGGCCUGGCAGACCGUCCUUGGAUAUUUCUGACCGGCCUCAGUCACCGCUCGGCUCGGAUCAUCUCGUUAGAUAUUCCUGAUAUUCCGUUCAUUUCUCGAGCCCGGAUCGCCAUGAAGGGUAGGUACCCUGUAUCUCCGAACGACUGCUCUUCAAGAUUGAAUUGCAGCCGCACACGUGGCUCCCGUGCCAAGAUGCCUUCCAGGAUCAGGCAGGAAGUCCCAUCGUUCUUACAUGUGCUCCUUUCUUUUUGCGGAAAUGGGGGCAGCAUCGUCAGAAUGACGAUGGGUUGUGGAGUCCAGGAGGCUUGCGAUGAGCACCCUUCACCCUCCACCUCUCCACCAUUCACCUUCACCCUUCACUCCCGGGACGCCCAGCUUUCGUUUCCGAGGGUGCUCGCUCUUUCCCUUUUCAGAAUCGCCAAGCAUGCCCAACGCUGCCAUGCCUCACGCGGCGUACCAGGUUAUCCGAGGAAGGAUGCGCAGGCGCCAAAGCUCACUGAAAAAACUGCUGCGUCGUUCGCUUCGUGAUGAUCCCCAUGCGUUUAUCAGGCUACGAGACAAAGAUAAUAACUCCGACUCAUUCCUCCAGAGGUACUCCCGUCUGCCGAUGCUUCUGCUCGCCUCUUGGAACCGACUAUAGGGGUCGGUAAUAGUGCCCGCUCGCGCCCAGGCAGACCGGAGAUUAUUUUCCUGUCUAUAAAACCCGUUGUAGACUACCAUGGAAAAUGCAGCGGACGCCCUGCCUUUCUGCGACAGCCCAUGCAUGGCUGAGAGCUCUUUAAACUGUUCCGAGUCACUUUUAAGGGAGCUCCAGCAGAUACUAGCCGCAGUCCUGGAGUCCGAGAUCAAUGCUGGCUCGGACGAUGCCAGGGACCUGACAGCUUGGAUCAUGGAUUCUGUGACUGAUGGGAUCUUGGAGUGUGAUGAUCAUCCACCUGGUUCGGGUUCCAUCAUGCAGAGCGACGGCCCAGGUACUAUCAUGCAGAGCAACGGCCCAGGUACUAUCAUGCAGGGCGACGGCCCCGGUAGUACUACCAUGCAGAGACAUCGCCCCGGUACUAUCAUGCAAUGCACUGAGUCGCUGCAGUCGGGAAAUGACGCUUCUGCAACGACAACUGCGAAUGCGCUGCGGAUGGCAGCUUGGAAGCAUGCCAUGACGUCAGCUUGCAGUGGCUCCGUACCAAUGGUAGUGGAACCAUCUGGGAAUGACGCCAGCAUGAUGCUGGAAUCUUUUGAGGCGCCUCAGAGGCAAUGGCCACAGAUGGUGUAUGGAUCCGCGUUGACUGUCCAAGGCGUGGCAGGAAUCGCUGCAGGAGCAACGGUGUUGGUACCUGACGUCAGCAGCACGAUGGUGAAUGAUUGCUUGCUGGCUGGACAAGGCGUGACACCGGUGCCAGCAGGCGCAGCUGCCUUGGCACCAGUGUCAGCAGGCGCUGCCUUGGCACCGGUGUCAGCAGGUGCAGCUGCCUUGGCACCGGACCUAAGGACGAUGCUGGAUGAGCUUUGGUCGGCGAACCAGGGCUUAGCACCAACGGCAGUAGGUGCAACAGCGUUGGCACCUGGGGCAACAGCGUUGGCACCUGGGGCAACAGCGUUGGCACCUGGGGCAACAGCGUCGACACCUGGGGCAACAGCGUUGGCACCUGGGGCAACGGCACUGGCACCUGACCUCAGCGUGAUGCUGGAUGAGCUGUGGCUGGCUAACCAGAGCUUAGCACCAGCAGCGGCAGCUGCGGUGUUGGCACCCCCUGGGUCUGAUGGCGGUUUUGCAGCCAAUCCAGCGUUUGAGCGGAGUCACGAGAUAGCAGCGGCUGUGCUUGCACUUGAGGGCGAUGGUGGUAACCUUUGUGUGAUCCAGCAGAACCGAUUGACUACUACCAUGGCUGUCACUGAUGCAACACCAGAGAUGGCACCAGAGAUGACACCAGAGAUGACACCAAAGAUGUCACCAGAGAUGACAACAGGAGCGGCCGAAGGGGGAGCACCAGGGGCAGCACGAGCAACACAAGUGGCACAGGCUGCAACAAAAAUGGCACCACAAGCGGCAGCACAUUCAGCACACUCAACGCACGCAGCCCCGAUAGCCCCUCUGAGUGGCUCAACCCGGAUGGUCCCAACGGCCCCACCCAGCAGCACACGGCUCCGUGUUGAACGGCCGCCUAUUCACCGCCGGAGCGCCAAGGAAAAGAUGAGACGACACAGGGUCAGUGAGGGAUUCAAUCGGUUGGAAAAGGCUAUCCCGUUAUCAUGGAUGCGCCAGAAGUACCCAGGAAGCCUGGUUACACGACCUGACAUUGCUUCGCUGUUGCAAGCUGCGGUUGCCUUCAUAGAGGAGCUGGAGGACCACAAGGCCCAACUAUCACAGGCGUACAUACAACGUGCAGCAGCAUGUUACUGUUAAGCUUGGUACCAUAUCCACCCGGAUAGGCACCCCCCCCGGGUCCUUUAUGUGCCUUAUUCAGCUAAUGGGGCUUAUGCGCCUUAUUUGGUUAGUAGCCCCUCCCCCUUUGAAGAGCACUUUGUCGUUUAAGCCCCUCAAAGUGUAGAAGAGUAAUAUAAUUUAUACGGAAAUAUAACGUCUUUUGCCUA
Molecule: messenger RNA, 3020 nt
Organism: Closterium sp. NIES-67
Lineage: Eukaryota; Viridiplantae; Streptophyta; Zygnematophyceae; Desmidiales; Closteriaceae
Source: the annotation of a GenBank genome assembly